Messenger RNA from Brienomyrus brachyistius, 2780 nucleotides. Its product is annotated as lysine-rich nucleolar protein 1-like. The coding region runs from base 496 to 2613 and encodes 705 amino acids. The record is from RefSeq and is a predicted model, not a curated record. Lineage: Eukaryota; Metazoa; Chordata; Actinopteri; Osteoglossiformes; Mormyridae. The transcript is spliced from 5 exons.
CGCGCGUGUAUCGACGUCGUCAAGGAAAUAGCUAAGUUAGCGCUUCCGGGUUGCAGGGAACCUUCCGGGUCGGUCUCCACGUGAAUCUGAAGAUGGUCCGAGGAGAUGCUGAAGACAUGGUAGAGGAGAAAAUGGAAAAAUUGAAGAAGAAGAAAAAGAAGGAGAGGGGGGAGGAGGAGACCCUUAAAGAUGGACAACAGGUUAAAAUGAAAAACAUCAGCAAAAAGGAAGGGAUAGAGCAAAUGUUGACGUGUGCCUCUCACGAUGCAGAGAAGGCCGCUGCAGGAAAUGACCUUAAUGGCAAAGUAAGAGGAAAUAAGAAGGAAAGGAAAGAGGCAGCAGUAUCUUUGCAGGAGGAAGAGUGUGACUCGACUCUGGUGGACGUGGAGGAAACGGACAAGGGAAAAUGUAAUGAAGGUGAGAAAACAUCACAGACCUCAGCUGAGGAGCCAGUUAUGGAAAAGAAGAGAAAGGCUCAGAAAUUAAAGCGCUUUAAUGAGUUUGAAGAGGGAGGGGGGGGGGGAGAAGAUGAGGGCUGGUGUGCUGGGUGAUGGGGGCUCAGAGUCCAAGACUGCAGAAGAGGGAAAAGUAGAAAGACAGAAGAAGAUAAAGAAGGUAAAAACAGCAGGGGAGGGCCUCCCCCCCAGCACUGAGCAUGGCCAGGGGGCGGGAGCGCGGGUCGCCAAAAAGAGGAGUAAGAAAGUCAGAGUUGAGGCCAAUAAUAGGGAGGAGAAAAGGGAUGAAAUAACCAGUGGAGGCGCAGGGAGCCCUGAGGAUAAGGAAGGAGCAGAUGGGAGUGGAGUACUAAUGUCUGAGAAGAUGAGGAAGUACCAAAAAACCAAGAAGGUGAAGACCAUGGGGGCUGCAGCAGAUCUGGGCAAUGGCCACAUGGACACUGCUGAGGGAGAAGAGGAAAAGAUUACAGAGAAAGCUCUGGAAAAGGAGAGGAAGAAGAAGAAGGUUCCUGUCCAGGAGAGCAGAACUGGCAUGGGAGCUGGAGGAGAAGGUGAGGAUGGGAAUAAAGGCAUUGCUGGGGUGGAGGAGCCACAGGAGGGUAAUGCAGAGAAGAAGCAACUGAAAAAGAAAAAUGCAGGAGUCACUGGGCCGAGGGAAGGAGAGAAGGACAAGAGGGGCAAAAAGGGAGUGAUGAAGGGGGAAGGAAAGAGGGAGAAGGGGGAAGCACAGCCUGUAGAGGAGGAUGUGACCGCAAAUAUGCAGGAGGAAGAGGAAGAGAGGAUGAAGAAGAAGAAGAAAAGGAAAGCCCAGGCUGGAGAUGAGGAUGUGGCUGUCAGUGUUCAGGAGGAGGAGGAAGAGAGGAUGAAGAAAAAGAAGAAAAGGAAAACCCAGGCUGGAGAUGAGGAUGUGGCUGUCAGUGUUCAGGAGGAGGAGGAAGAGAGGAUGAAGAAAAAGAAGAAAAAGAAAACCCAGGCUGGAGAUGAGGAUGUGGCUGUCAGUGUUCAGGAGGAGGAGGAAGAGAGGAUGAAGAAAAAGAAGAAAAGGAAAGCCCAGGCUGGAGAUGAGGAUGUGGCUGUCGGUGUUCAGGAGGAGGAGGAAGAGAGGAUGAAGAAAAAGAAGAAAAGGAAAACCCAGGCUGGAGAUGAGGAUGUGGCUGUCAGUGUUCAGGAGGAGGAGGAAGAGAGGAUGAAGAAAAAGAAGAAAAGGAAAGCCCAGGCUGGAGAUGAGGAUGUGGCUGUCGGUGUUCAGGAGGAGGAGGAAGAGAGGAUGAAGAAUAAGAAGAAAAGGAAAACCCAGGCUGGAGAUGAGGAUGUGGCUGUCAGUGUUCAGGAGGAGGAGGAAGAGAGGAUGAAGAAUAAGAAGAAAAGGAAAGCACCGGCUAAAGCGGGUGACAUAGCUGUGGUCAUACAAGAGACAAAGAAGGAACCAAAUGAGAAGGAGAGAGUUCAUACAGGUAGUGAUGAGGGACAGUCUGGCAGCCAAGAAAUAGCGCCAUCCAAAGGAAGGAGAAAGAAGAGUGAAGGAGGACAAGAGGCGAAGACAAGUAGCGAGGGGAGUGCUGUGACGGAGGACCAGGAGCGAGGCAUCUUAACGAGAAAACAAAGGAAGAACAGGAGGAAGUCAGACGGGGACAAGCUGGCAUGUGAGGACAGCAUGCAGACAAACCAGGGGGAGACAGCCAUAACGUCACAGGGCAGAAGAAAGCAGAGGGAAGGAACUCCCACAGAAGAGGUGGAUGUGGUGUUUCUAUCAGAAAAGAUGGGCAAUAAAGAUGAAGUCACCAUUGACCAGGAACGACGACAAGCCUUGCAGAAUGAAAUUGAUAAGGCAUCCUGUCCCAGUGGGACGCAGAUGCUUGGACAGUGGGGUUCCGCCCACUUUGAGAAUGCCAGCCAGCAGCAGAAGUUCCUGAGACUCAUGGGUGGGUUCAAGAAAGGCAAUAAGCCAAUAGGGUCUGAGGAGGGGCGGGCCAACAUGGCGCUGGGGAAGGAAGGACAGCAGCGCUUGCAACAGGACCUCCUGGUGGAAUUUGAGCGAGCACAGAGCCGCCGGAUGGACUUCCAGAACAAGGGGGUGGGCCUCGGCUUCUCCCCUCAGUCUAAUAAAAAGUUCUUCAUUGAUGUCAAUGCUAGUCGGUCUGUACGGUUUGAUGACUGAACCCAGGACCAGACAGGACAAACGGACAGGUCUCUGUGUGACAUCAUGCUUCCUAUUCUGGAGCACGGGCUGGAGAUGUCAGCCUCGUACUGGGUACCAGAGGAAGAGGCCUCAAGGCACACUUAUGUAUUGAAUUUUUCUAUAAAGUGUUUUUUUAAAAAACCAUG